GCCUUCUCGGCAGGGGCGGCGAUCCACCAGGAAACAGAGACCUUGGAUUUGGCGGAAAGAUCUGACUUCACGGCGAAUUUCAUCGAUCGCACGUUCGGUCAUGUCUCUUCGAUGAGCCUGAGCAGUUUCGAGAUGCCGAACUCUCGCAGCAAGAUCAUCGAUGAAAGCAUCAGUCUUGGUUUUGUGAUCGUGAAGAGAUCGGCACAGUUCGAAUCGAAUAGCUUCGAUGCGGUUAUUCGCAUUUUGCUCAACAGUGCUGAUCCGAGCCUCCCAGUCGGGCAUACCAAGAUAUAUAUGCUGGAGGCUAUCGGGGAAUUGCUGAAGCUGACUAAUCAUUCGAUGGAGCUUGGCACUGAUCGAUUCAGCUCGAGUUUCAUUCAGAUGAUAAAUUUGCGCAUCGAACUCCAGCAAUCGAUCAUUAAGUUUACUCUUCAACACUUCGAAUCGCUCAUGAAGAGUCCCAUGAUCGUCGAUGCGACACUUUUGAGCGAGCUCAUAGUUUCGACCCAUGAUAAACCGCUCACGGAGACCAUCGAGUUUGUUGUCGAAGCCCUCUGCAAGAUCAGCGACUCCUUCUCUGAGGACGUCGAGGUCAGCAUGCGUGUUGAGCACGCCCUGCGUGACUGUCUGCAAAUCGCUGGCUCUCCGCUGGGCGGCAUCAGCACCGAUUGCGUCCCGCAUCGAGGGAUCGUCGCUUGCCAACCCACGGCUCACCGGUAA
This is a messenger RNA of Symbiodinium necroappetens, 720 nucleotides long. The record is from the annotation of a GenBank genome assembly. Lineage: Eukaryota; Dinophyceae; Suessiales; Symbiodiniaceae.